GGAUUGCUAGCGCUAGCGGCUCAUCCUUCACCUUCCAGCUAAGUUGGCAUCUCUGGUCCUUAACCGCCGCCUCUUCCUCCUCCCGCUCUCUCUGCAUAGCUCCGCCUUAAAGGAAGAGGUGGGCGGGGCUAAGCAAACCAGACCUAAAGGCUGUACCACCAUCCGCGCUGGCUCUUUCCCCAGCCUGUCUCAGCCAGUCGCCUUGGGAAUCUGCGAAGGAACUGUUUGCUCCGUCGGGGGCUUCCCCGUUUAGCCCUCUGCUGCUCUUGCGGCCGGGAAAGCACCCCGAUCGUGGGGCUGCUGCCUGUAUCUGCUGCCGCGGUUCGGGGGAACUGGCUCUGGCGGGUCUCAGCUGCUGCCGAAUUCCACCAUGUGCUCCACAGACUCUAGGAAGUGCUGCUCACGGUUCAGCCACAGAAUAUUCUCCUAGUACCAGACAGUUAAAACAGGGGGCCCAAACUGGCCUGCUGGUCCAGUAGACCCAUUGGCCUCUUAGCCUGCAGAAGCAAUGGACACACACAUGGACCUGCUGACAGAGCUCCAGCUGCUGGAUAAGGUACCUACACUUGAGCGACUCCGGGCAGCCCAGAAGCGCAGGGCUCAGCAGCUAAAGAAGUGGGCCCAGUAUGAGAAGGAGAUGCAGCACAAGAAGAGAAAGCACGAGAAGAAGAGGAACAUGGUCAGCCGCAAGAAAGUUUCUUUUGAGGCCAGUGUUGCGCUGCUUGAGGCUUCCUUAAGGAAUGAUAUUGAGGAAGUCUGCUAUUUGUUGAAUAACAACUUCAGUCCAGACCUGUGUAAUGAAGAUGGAUUAACUGCACUGCAUCAGUGCUGCAUAGAUAACUAUGAAGAGAUUGUAAAGCUUCUCCUGAACCAUGGGGCCAACGUCAAUGCAAAAGACAAUGAACUGUGGACUCCUCUGCAUGCCGCAGCAACAUGUGGGCACAUCAACCUCGUGAAGAUCCUGAUUCAGCAUGGAGCAGACCUGCUGGCUGUGAAUGCAGAUGGAAAUAUGCCGUAUGACCUCUGUGAAGACGAGCCAACCCUAGAUGUCAUUGAGACUUGCAUGGCAUACCAGGGAAUCACACAGGAGAAAAUCAAUGAAAUGCGGGCUGCCCCGGAGCAAGUGAUGGUCGACGAUAUCACUGAGAUGGUAGCGACAGGGCAGGAUCUGAACAGAACUGACGUACAAGGUGCUACACUGUUGCAUAUAGCUGCAGCCAAUGGCUACCUGCAUGCAGCAGAGAUUCUUUUAGACCAUGGAGCAAGGCUGGACCUCAAGGACUGGGAUGGCUGGGAACCCCUCCAUGCUGCCGCCUUCUGGGGACAUAUGCAGAUGGCAGAACUGUUAGUGUCUCAUGGUGCGAGCCUGAGUGCACGGACAGCCAUGGAUGAGAUGCCAAUAGACCUGUGCGAAGAAGAGGAAUUUAAAGUCCUGCUGCUGGAGCUGAAGCAUAAGCAUGAUGUCAUCAUGAAAUCUCAGAUGAGACACAAGUCCUCCUUGAGCAGGAGGACCUCCAGCACUGGAAGCAGAGGGAAAGUGGUGCGGAGGGCAAGCCUUUCUGACCGAACAAACCUUUACAGGAAGGAAUACGAGAAGGAGGCCAUUGUCUGGCAGCAGAUAGAAUAUUCAGAAGAGCCAAGAGCCACUGGCUAUAAUGGUGACAUCAGUGAGGCAUGCUCCAAUCAAGAGAACACAGAUCCAAACUCUUCAGUAGAUUCACCUACAUUCCUUCCAGAGCUGGCAAGCAAAAGCACUCAGUGUGACUCGGAAUCUCUCCUCCAGAAUGGGCUCAGCCUCUCCCCUAACCCUUAUGAAUACUCAGUCCCCAAUGGAGACAUUUGGAAAAUGCAUUCUGCUCUGGACAGUGACACAAGCCAAGCACUGCCCUAUGACAACCCGGGGGUCUCAGACUCUCAUCAGAUCUGGGGGGGCUACAAAGAGAGGAGCCACCAAACCCUCUCCGAGCUGAAACGGCAACGGGCGGCAGCCAAGCUACUCAACCACCCCUUCAUCAGCACACACUUUGGCAGCAACGUGGGAGGCACAGCAGAGAACGGGGGAGAAGUGAAAGAGCACCUCAUUAGCUGCAGGACUCCUUCCUAUACAGCCAAUGGGACUUCAGUUUAUUAUACCAUGUCGAGUGGCGACCCACCUCUCUUAAAAUUCAAAGCACCCAUGGAAGAAAUGGAGGAGAAAGUGCACGGGUGCUGCAGGAUUUCCUGAUCUAAGUUAAUUCCUGACUGGAGCAGAUAAAGUUGGGUAGUCACCUUGCAUCCACUGCUGAGUCUGGGCUGUAACCGUGGCUAACUGGGAGAAUCUGAAUCGGUCAUCGAAGGCCAGGCUUUACCAGGCUUAUUCAUCUUUAGUACCUUCCUUUUGCAAUUCCAUUUAACAACUAGCAGCUGUAGAUGGCAGAGAGAAGUAUGGGGGUGGGGCAACUCCUUAUUGCACAAAGAUCAGUGAAUAUAUUUCAUUAUAAACCCCACCUGAUUUAGAAUCCCCAUUUCUGAGCUUCCUGGGCCACUGUGCUCCUUACAACUGGAACUAUGAGGAUAAACCGUCUCAACUUAUCCAUGGUGCACUACUACAAAAGGUAUGUGGUCCUCCAAACCCAGCACUUUUCCAAGCAGACAGUAGCCCUGUUCAGACAUUAUGUUGUACGAGUGUACACGUCUAUAGACUUGCACAUGUUUUUGUGUGAACGGCUGUACCUGUGUUCAUUUUAAAAGUGAACCUGGGUACAGGCCCCUCAAGCGCAUGGUAUUCAGCAUAAUGUGAACAACUGUACCUGUGUAAGUAAGAUCUGUGCCUGUAUACACUGUAUACUCAUUGCAAAAGAGUUCAAUACAUCUGAAUAGGAUUAAUGUGAAGGGCCCAGUUUGCUUUCCCAAAUGUGAGGUUUUUGCACGCAGAAAACCUACGCGCUUCACUAGAACAAGCAGUCUGAAAACUUUGCUUAUUUAUGUGACAACACAGUAGGGAUCUACAUCCCAUCACCAAUUUCUGAGCCAUUAUUUCCUGCUCGGCUCUUUGUAAACAAACAGAGAGGACAUGGAUGGAUCUCCUUUGUAAGCUUCAUCACUUUUUAGAUGGGUGGAAUCUUGUAUGCUCCUUAGAGGACUGAUACAAACGAAAGAAGUGUAUGGUUCAUGUCUAACCUUCUCCAUUGGUUGUCCUUCCUUUUGCACUUGUGCAUAUCUUGAGAUGUUAAACUGGUAAAUUCCAGUUUACGUUGGUCAUAUUCCAUCGAAAGACGACUGCCUUUUGAGUUUUCCCAAGCUACUGUUGGAGAAGUGAUAUAAGGGGCAAAAACAUCUGCUUCCAUUCAUCUCGACAUUAAUUUCUUGCCACUUUUGAGUCUUGGAGAAUCUUUUUGGUUCACAGAUGCUACUAUUGAAAUGGCUCUUACACACUGAAGUCUCUGGUGUGUGUGUUUGGCAAACUCUCCCAAUUCUAUUGGGAAUUUUGUAUCACACUCUGAUGUUUACUACUUUUUUCCUUUCCUCACGAGUUCUUCCUGUGAGGGCCCCUAACAGCAAUCUGGUGGCCAGAUUUCUGGGCUUGAAAAUACCUAACUUUUUAAAAUAUAAAAAGGCAACAUUAAACAUUUAAGAGGUGCAGGGAGGGCUGCCAAUAAAAAAAGCAUUCCUGGAUCUUUCUCCCCGUAAACCACUAUAGCAUGUAGCUACAAGUACCUGCAAUACACAGUGUUGUGCAUUUUCCUAUUCUAUUCAACAUCCUUGGCUACCACAACUGGAGCUGGGGAAACACAUGUCACAACAUGGGCUAAGUACAUGCCAUGGAGGGGGGAGAAUUUGAUUUAGGGCAGCUUUGUCAACUUGUGUAACAUGUAGUUCUGCUCAAGUGUGGAGUUCUUCACACUGAUUAAAAGCCAUCACACACCCAGCAAUAAAAGUUUCAAAUACCCGGGUGAGUAACACCAUAGUCAAGGGCAAGAGAAUGGCUUCGAACAGACCAGGACCUUGUUACAUCCAAACUGAGCAAUCCUGGUUUAUUCUAGCCAGAGUUUCAAAAGAAGCCAGGGAUAGAAGAAUUCUUCUUCCUCUUGCGCGUGACAAGAUGAGGUGGAAUGGAAUAAAUGUGCCCAAGGCUAGGGAAUGUUGUGUGAAGCCAGGAUUAAAUCCUGGUUCCAUGUUACAUCUGAACAGGCCCUCUCUGUCUUGCUCUAGGUUAUAUCUACCCUACACACAUCCUGGUUUAUCAGCCUUUCCUUCUCCCAACACCCACACCAACUGGUCAAAGGAUAUAGAAUAGACCAAGGAUUCUCAACAUUGGGUCCCCAGAUGUUAUUGGACUUCAACUCCCAGAAUCCCCAACCAAAGGCCACUGGGGCUGGGGAUUAUGGGAGUUGAAGUCCAAAAACAUCUGGGGACUCAACGUUGAGAAUCCCUGGAAUAGACAUACUCUUGCACAGUCUUUCUCUUCAACACGCUUCUCUUGUCUUUCUACUACUUAAACAAAAAGUGGUGUCACUGGUUCCAUGGCCCACUUGUGGGCCUCAGUGAAGUGAAGUGAAGACAGUGAAGUGAAGUGAAGACAGUGACCCUAUACAAGACAUAAAAGGCAAAGGAAAGAUCUCACUGGGUAUAACUCUUCCUGGUUUCCAUCCCACAAAUUAUAGGAACAUAACAUUUACUAUUAAAUAGUAAUUCAAUACAAUGAGGAAUACUUACUUUUAAUAAAAGAAAUCUGGGCAUAUUCCUGGCAUAAUUUCCCCAGCAAACAAGUGUGAGCAUGUAGCAGAAAUUACUCCAGGUUUACAUGGCAAACUACAUACUGGACAUGCUGGAAAUCUUUUUGCAGUAUGAACUGUACUGAAAUCAUUACUACAGAUCAUACACCCCACACAUUAACACACUUCUUCUUAAUGUAAAUAUUUUCAGAUCAGUUAUUUACCCCAGAGAAUGUAUUAGGGGAACAUGUGAAUUACGAUCUCAGGGUAAAAGUUCAGAAGAAGUUCAGUAGCUUUCAUUUCUCUCUCAUUCCCUACGAUAUGUAGACCUUCUUGAGACGUUUCCUCAAGGUGGAGCUCUUGAGACAAGGGAGGGACCCAAGUGAGCUUAACUGUAACUUUCCUGCAAGGAAUGCUGGGAAAUUGCAGGUUUUUGAGGCUGCUGAUUGGUGGAGAGCUUUAGCCUGCAAUUCUCAGGGUUCAGAGGAGGAUCAAUUUAUAUCCGUUUGUUUUGUGGUACAAACAUAUCUGCUAGAUUUACUGCCUGACACUUCCACCCCCUUUUCGCUACAACUAUGUAAAUGCACUGACAUAAGGUAUUGUCUUUCACCAGAUGGAAAGACCAAAAUAGAGUAAUGUAUUUGUGUACACAAAGAGCAUUGGGUUGUUCAAGGCUGUGUGCUGUUGCUUUAUUAAUUUUUUGAAUUUGACAUAGCACUUUAAAAUCCAGUUCACGUUUUCUGAACAUAAGCCUCUCCUUUCUCCUCUGCUGGAGAGUAAAGGCUAUUGCACAUGGCCAUUUUUCAGUCUCCAGAAAUCAUAACAUUCACUGCUAAAGCUAUGACAGAUUAUGCAGUUGGAUGUAUAAUCGACUAUCGCAGUCUAUGAACGAUGAGUGAUUUGUAUCACUGCAUCAUUGUGAUUCUUGACCGCAUUUUCCAAUCACAGAUUGGCUGGAAGCCCAAGGAUCCCAGGCAGAAAAAGUGACAAGUUAACAUUCAUAUAAAUGCAUUGUGCAUUUGAAACUGCUUGCAGCUUCCAUACUUUAAAUGCUGAAUUUUUCAGAAUAAUAAUUGCUCACUGAUUUUCACCAGUGUGCUCUUUUGGUCUCGAUGCAUGACCUCCAGCACUUUUUCCUCUAGCAUGUGUCUCUGUGGGCAGGGGAAACAGACUGCAGUUUAAGGAUUUCCUAUAUGAAUCUGUGUAGUAAAAUGAGUGUACAUUGUAUUGUAUGAUGUGUGGCAUAGAUUGUGCUUUCUGCUGUGACUGCACUGAUUGGGUAGCCACUAUUCUCAUCACUGCCCAAUCAGUAUUCUCAUUUUAAAAGAAUGUUCAUGCCACAUUUCAAACAAUAUUGGGCACAUUCUUUUUCCCUACCGUGAAAUUACCAUUUCCCUAUGCAAGCAAAAGCCUGAUUCAGACAUCACAGGGAGCCAUGAAUUAAUUGUGGCACCGUUCAGCAUUCACAAGCCCAGGACUCAUGUGCUGUCCCUUGCCUUCAAUCUCUGUUUCAUAUUCUGGGUUUUGAUUAACUCUGAUUAGAAUAAAUUGGAAUUCGCUUGGUUCAGACAUCACAGUAAAUCCCAGUCUGUUCUAAACCAGAACUACACGUCUACAUGCAACAGGUGUGUAAGCCAAAGGCUUGUUAACAUCCAGCAGGGCCAUGAUUAAACCAUGGCUAGACAUGAUGUCUGAACCAGACCAUUACGUGAAGAGGGUCUAUAAGGAAAUGAUUCCACACAGUUUGUUGCAAACCCAAGGGUCAGCCUAGGAUUUACUUUAAAUCAGGCCUUGAUCUAUUUUCUUUGAAUUUAGGAGCCAGGCAAUGGACACUUGACAAAAUUACUGGACUCAGUGAUGGACAUUGUGGUGGGAGGGAGGUAAAUGGGCUUCUUAAUAUCCCCUUUACAAGUAACAUACUGCAAACAGAAGCAGGGUUGCCUAGGACAAAUACAAGAUUUUAUGAAAUAUCUCUACCUUUGAAUAUCCUAAUCUAGGCACCAUGGCUCCCUGGUGUCUGGGAUUUGUCUAGCCCUGCUUCAAAUUUAUUGUUUGACUGCAUUUAUCCUCUGCCCCACUUUAUAAAUAGCACAUAUGGAGCUGCGUGAAUCAGACUGGAAUGGGGGAGGGCAGGCUUUGGUCUUUUGCCCCUGUCCCAAUCCAGAUUACACACUGCCACCCACGCAAGUGAAAAAAGCUUCCAUUUGUGCCCAUGGAAAUACUGUGUCAUGCCUCUGAACCACUGUUCGGUUUUGCUUCCGAGUUAAACGAGAUGGCCGAAUAGGUUAUGUAGCUAAAGUGUCUACUGAUCUACCUUUUCUUGAUGAUUUUCCUGCAUGCAUAUGCUCACACACAUGUGCUCGCGCGCACACACACCACAGAAAAUGUUUUGACUACAUCCACCAUGGAAAAAUAAGCCUCUUUUAAUUCAUCCAACUUUUAUGCCCAUAGUUGGUUUUGCUGUUGCACAGUUUCAUAAUGUUUUGAAGUUGCACAGUUCCCCCCAAUGACUUACACAGGGUGAGACUGAAGCCCCGACCCUGAAACUCUUUUCCCUUGAGCAGUGUAGUUUUAAUGAGACUAUUCCAGAAGAAGCAGGUUUGAGGAUCACAGAGCCUUGCCCAUUCUUGGUACCAGGCUGGGAAACUUCUGGUCCUGCACUCAAGGAUAUUAGCAUAAUGUUACCACUGGAGAACUGAAGCCCUUCAAGGUGGUAAUAUAGAUAUGGUCUUAGUUAAAUGUUAACAUCAUGGCUUAGCUCUAAAAUGCAACUGUUUUCCUGUGUUGCCUAGAAAAGAGAAAGUAAACUGGUUCCAAAAAGGCCCAUAACAUGUUGUACAGUGAUGAUAAGCUACUGAACAUUCAGGUAAUGUCAACGGUUUGGUCAGCCUUCAGCAAUAACUUGACUCCAUGGAUCUGUAAGAAUGAUGUACAAAAACAAGGGGGGGGGAAUGUCUAUUCUAAGGGGAGAAAAACACACACAACUGUAUAUUAUAUAAGCAGCAUUAUGUAUAAAGAUGUCAUUUUGGCACACAGAAUCUAAUAUAUUAAACUUUUAAAAGAAAGAUUAUUUGAUAUUUUAUGGAAUCAACUUCAUAUUACUAUAUAUAUAUGUAUAAGAGGAUGGUGGUUUCUUAACCUGUUGGAAAAAUAUAUAGAAUCUCAAACUGUCUGAGAAUCUGAUGCCAAAAGGGUAUGUGUGACAGUAUUCGUUUCUGUCUUCGGUGUCUAACAGAACAAUUUUUAAUUUAAACUAUUAAAUUUCUUUUAUUAACAAGAGA
This is a messenger RNA of Hemicordylus capensis (graceful crag lizard), 7975 nucleotides long. RefSeq names its product protein phosphatase 1 regulatory subunit 16B (gene PPP1R16B). Gene Ontology annotation, cellular component: cytoplasm. Bases 509 to 2224 code for a protein of 571 amino acids. Gene Ontology annotation, biological process: regulation of sprouting angiogenesis; establishment of endothelial barrier. Lineage: Eukaryota; Metazoa; Chordata; Lepidosauria; Squamata; Cordylidae. The transcript is spliced from 11 exons. The record is from RefSeq and is a predicted model, not a curated record. Gene Ontology annotation, molecular function: protein binding; protein phosphatase regulator activity; enzyme inhibitor activity.